Momordica charantia (bitter melon) is the source of this 690-nucleotide messenger RNA. Lineage: Eukaryota; Viridiplantae; Streptophyta; Magnoliopsida; Cucurbitales; Cucurbitaceae. The record is from RefSeq and is a predicted model, not a curated record.
AUGUCUUCCGAUUCUCUUCAACUUCACCGGGGCCAAUCUCAUGUGAAUGAAGCUGAAGCUAGUGAAAUGAUCCAAAAGUAUGACAAAAAUGGCGACUCUAUCAUCACCAAGGAAGAGAUCGUCGACAAAGCUGUCAAUCAUAAGGCUAAUGUCGUACCAAAAGCUCAAAAAGUCCCCGCUAGAGUGGCGAAUGAAAAGAAGGCACCGAAGAUAAAGUUCAGUCGGAGCCAAAUCAAGGAGAUUUUCAUGGAGCACGAUAUCGAUGGUGAUGGUUGCCUUAGUGUAAGUGAGCUGAUAAAGGCUUUUAGUUUUCUAGGUUCAGUCAUUCCACUUUACAAAGCUCACUACGGUCUAGCUUUUGCUGAUGAUGAUGGAGAUGGCCUUAUCAGCGAGGAAGAACUUGACAAACUCGUUGAUUACGCCGAGAAAGGUUCCGAUAGAAAGACAUCUAAUAUGCCACUUAGUCGGGAGCACAUGAAGGAGAUUUUCAAAUAUCAUGAUAGCAACAAGGACGGUUUUCUCAACGUAAGGGAGCUAACAAAAGCUUUUGGCUUUCUCGGCUCAAUUAUUCCAUUCUGCAAAGCUCACUAUGGUCUGGUUCAUGCUGAUGCUAAUAACGAUGGCCUUAUCAAUGAGACUGAGCUUGACAAGCUCAUCGAUUAUGCCUAUAAAGUCAUCAAGAAGAAUUGA